Spodoptera exigua (beet armyworm) is the source of this 1105-nucleotide messenger RNA. The record is from the annotation of a GenBank genome assembly. Lineage: Eukaryota; Metazoa; Arthropoda; Insecta; Lepidoptera; Noctuidae.
GUCAAAAUGUAAAGUUCAACAAAACGAGUUGUAAGCUAAACCGUGUUUAUUGUUUUUAAUUAUAACUCCUGUUUGGCCUAAAAUAAAAUAUAAUUGUCAAUCUGUACAUAUAUACUAUUCAAGAUAAUAGGGGAUGUUUUAACACCUAUACCGAGAUUAUAACAAUGUCGUCCGACCCACUAAACAUUGCUAGACGUAAACUGAACGAUGUGCUUGGCGAGAAAUCAACAAAAUAUUUCAACCACAUGAAACAGUGGUUUCGUAUGAAAUUAACUAAGGAAGAAUUCGAUGCUGAAGCCCGGAAACUGCUCUCGACAGAUCAGGUGCAUUACCACAAUGAAUUUUUAUUGGCAUUAUUGAAUAAAGUUGAGGGUCUGGCUGAAGCUUCCAUAAGCAUUGCUCAAGAAAAAGCUAGUUCUCACAACAGGAAUAGUAGGAGGCACAAGCGGAGUUCCCGAACCUCUGAGAAGUCUAACUUUGAGCCUGUGGACUUGCUGGAGUAUUUACCACCUAAUUCACCACCAGGAGCAGGAAGUGAUGGUGUCAAGUAUGCUGCACAGGAAAUAUUUCUACCAGACCACGCAUUGGUUGUUGGCCGAUUCAUGUUAGCUGCUUGGGAAACAGGACUUGAAGGGGCUGACGAUGAUGCUGCUGAUGUGAUAGUAGUAGCCGUGCAGCAUUUUCUCAAGAAUGUUAUAACCGCAGUACUAUCACAAAGGAAGGGCUACAAGAUGAGGAAUAAACACUUCAUGUAUGAUGUCGGUGGAGACGUCCCCAACAUGUGGUUGAGGAACUCUGCCAAGUUAUAUGAUCCUCAAAGAGAUGGCAGAGUAAGUGUUGACGAAGGAAUGACUGAUUUGUUAGGACCAAGGUGCCCUCCAACUAUUGACGAAAUGGAACAUUCUGCUGCCUUCGAAAUUGCUUGCAGUGCAAACACAGAGCCUAAUGAUGACAAACUGACCAUAGACGAGUUUUACAACACAUUGUUGGUGCACAAAAAUGUUAUAUCCUGUCAUUCUGUUUAUGCUGUCAAUAUGGAAAGGAUAGCUUCUUUAUUAAACCAUCCUAGUUUGUAAGCUAAAGGAAAUUAUAUAAUCCAUAAUUA